AGAGAGAGAGAGAGCAUCAUUACUCCAUCAACACCUCGCAGAGACAGUAGGAGAGUUACCGAGAGCGAGAGUUGCGGCAUGUUUCCCGCUCGGCGUGUUCUCUCGGUUUCUGCUUAACGAGCUCAACAUUUCUGGAGGACAUUAUCAUAACCCAGCUCUUCUCAAUGAUGGGGACCUUACAUGACAGUAUUGGAUUUGUGCUCUUUUCCUGUUUGUCCAUUCAAGUUGGAUUUUCUUUUGAUGGAAAAUUUACAGAUUUCCCCUCCAACAUCACAGCCAGGGAAGGGCAGAACAUCGAGAUGGCAUGUGCCUUUCAAAGUGGGAUGUCCUCGGUUUACUUGGAGAUCCAGUGGUGGUUUAGACGCGCUCCAGAGGAACUGAUGACGAGCGAGGAGGACGAGGAUGACGUCGAGAUGGAGCUGAUUCCAGAUCCUGAUCCUGAUGAAGAAGGGACCAAAAUAAGUACAGUCAAGGUCCAAGGCAACGACAUCUCCCACAAGCUGCAGCUCUCUGGCGUGAGCAAGAACGACGAGGGUUUGUACGAAUGCCGAGUCACGGACGCAAACGACGGAGAGCUCAAAGAGUACAAGGCUCAAGCGAUCCUGAAAGUGAACGCCACCGCGCGCCCGCGGAGCCGGGCCGUGAAGAAGAGCUCGCCGCUGCACCUGACCGACAAGAAACCCCGUAAGAACAGCCCGGGUCUGGGCCAGGACAGCAACAUGAGCUCAGACCAGAGAUCCCAGUCCACUUCUACCUCUCAGACGGCCCACUCCCACACACACCAGCACAGCUCAGGUACGAGGAUAGCCACGAGUAAUGGACUUGCUCUUCUGCUCCUCCUCACGUCUGGCCUCCUGAGGGACGCGUGGCUAUAGUUUCAAGACAGUGACUCUUUUUCCCUGAAUCACUCUUAUUUCAGAGCCAAGAGAAAAUUGCCUGCUAUUUGAACGGAGCGUCCCGACCCUUACUUCAAACCACUGCACCCAAUGUAGUCUAAUGAUCAUCACCAGAAGCACUAUUCUUUAAAAAGCCUAUAGGAGACGGAAACUGCCAUAGUGGACACGUGCUUCACGCUCCAAAUCAAACAGAAGACACACACUCACUCACACACACACACGGACACGGACUCUUAUGGGAUCUUGCGCCCCAUAUAUAUUUUUGGUUGUUUUUCUUUGUUUUGUUGGCCUUUUAUCUCCAGCUGUGAAUUUAAUACAUUGCUCCGAAGAGUCUAUAUUUGUGUAACAUAUGAAUAUAUGAACAGAUAUACAGUAUAUAUAUAUAUAGUAUUUGAUUUCAAAUUCCCUCGACUCUGUACAGCUGCCAUUCAUUCAUAUGCAAAAACAGCCUUGAAAACAAAGUAACGGCUCCACGGCUUUCGUACAUGUUGUGUUCUGGAUCGCUCUCGAUGUGGUAAAUCACCGUGUUUACGCUGCAUUAAUGCAGACGUUCUUGCUUAAAUAUGUGCUUUUGAUUUCUUUUCGGCAUAAUAAAUGUGAGUAUAUUC
Molecule: messenger RNA, 1504 nt
Organism: Pimephales promelas (fathead minnow)
Lineage: Eukaryota; Metazoa; Chordata; Actinopteri; Cypriniformes; Leuciscidae
Gene: vstm2a
Product: V-set and transmembrane domain containing 2A
Cellular component (GO): membrane
Source: RefSeq, a predicted model, not a curated record